This is a messenger RNA of Amphiprion ocellaris (clown anemonefish), 7574 nucleotides long. RefSeq names its product bromo adjacent homology domain-containing 1 protein-like. The transcript has 7 exons. The coding region runs from base 2132 to 4753 and encodes 873 amino acids. NCBI's taxonomy places the organism in Eukaryota, Metazoa, Chordata, Actinopteri, Pomacentridae. The record is from RefSeq and is a predicted model, not a curated record. Gene Ontology annotation, molecular function: chromatin binding.
GUAAAUGAAAACAACAGGAGGGUUAAAUGAGUCUAGCGUUUGGAUUAAAGCAGCAAAGUGGCUUUUAUUGAUGUGAGCUUCUGAUUCUUUAUGAUUAUUUCACACAAGAUGAAAAAAUCCACUUUAAACUCUUCUGGAUAAAACACCAGCAGAUGCUCUUUACAUGUUGGAUGCAAUUAAGUGUUUUUUUUUUUUUUUUAAUUUAUUUAUUUAUUUUUUAAGUUUCAAAUGCACUUUUUACGAGAAAGGAUCAAAGAUAAGAAUAGUUUUAUUGAAUCCAAUGACACAUUAUUUGCAUGGCCAGAAUUAAUAUAUGUAUAGUAAUCUUACACUUUUUUUCACGUUUCAGUUAGAGCUGCAACAAUUAAUUGAUUAGUUUCCAGCUAUUGAAUUAGAUUAAAUAAGUUUUUCAGUUAUUUUUGAAUGGAAAAAGGCCUAAAAUGAGUGAUUGCAGUUUCUUAAAUAUGAAUAUUUUCUGCUUUCCUUCCUCUUUUAUGACGGUAAACUGAAUAUCUUGGUGAGUUGAGGGCAAAAUUAGACAUUUGUCAUCUUCUUUUGAGAACACUGAUAGACAUUUUCAUAUUUUUCCAAUGUUUUUCUUACUAAAUAUUGGGGGGAUUGUUUUUUUUAAAUGCUUUAAUGUUGUAUCGUUCAAAAACAGCUUUUUCUCAGUGAUGGAGCCUCAUGCUGAGUUCACUAAACUCUUUGGUUUUAGCCAUUACAAAACUCCAAAUUCAUCAUCAAUGUCUAACACAUAGUUUUACUGUAUUUUCUAACUUGUUUAUUUCAUUUUCAUUGAAAGCAAACCCCUUGGUUGAAUAAAAAUUCUAAUUGACAUGGAAAUGAGUAAUUUGGGGUUUUUUUUGCAUCGACAAAGUUUGAAUCCUUUAAAGCUUGUUUCCUCAUAAAAAUAAAAACUACAUUCAAUAACAUUGAAUAAAUAAUAUUUGACUUAGAAUGAGUUUUAGGUGCAUUUGUAUUCUAUUACCUGCAGAAAUGUGUUAAAUGUGAAGCAUUUAAACACAAAGUUAAAAAAACAACAUAAAAAUAGUGAAAAGUCAUCAUUUCCAUAUCUAGCACAAUGUCUUUGUGUCUUUUAUAGCUUCUUUAUGUUGUUUUCAAUCAGAAGAAGCCUAGUGGUCAAAUACAAACUCCAAAAUUGAUGAAGAAACCUCAAAAUUUGGCACAAAUCUGAAUAAAACUGGGCCCUAACUGUGUAUAUUUAGGAGUUUUAAUUAAUUUUUGAUCAAUUUCAAGCUUGGUAACUUUAAAAACACCAAAUUAUUCAUUCAGAUCUAAGGUGCAUUUACAUCCUAUUAACCUGCAGAACUGAGUUAAAUAUGGAUCGUUUAAACACACAGGACAGCGUAAAUGUGUUUUUUAGCGUAUGUAAAUGUCUCCGUAUAUGUUUGGUUUUGGAAAUUUGGUGUUGAUGUGACUAAUUUUGGGGCAUAACUGCAUAUUUAAUCCUGUUUAAAUGUGUGCAUUAACCCUUUAAAGCUUGUCACUGCCCUAAAAAGCGCUUUUAUUUGAUGAAUUUGGGACCUAUAGUGACUUUUAGGUGCAUUUACAUGCUAUUACCUGCAGAACUGAGUUAUAUAUGGAUCGUUUCAGCACACGGGACAGUGUUUUUGUGUUUCUUGGACACAUAUAUGCCUCUGGCUGUGCGUGGUGGAGCUUGGGCUGAAGCUGUGUGUCUCUACAGCAUCUCCGUCACGUAGCUCCGGUUCGUCUGAACGCAGAGAGGAAACCAAGUUGUUCUGGAUCCUGCUGAAUGAUCCGAGUUCCUCGUGUGUCCCCCUCCGCGGUAAACAGCUGUUUGUCCGUCAUUGGAGGACGCGGGUGUCAAACCAGGCUGCUCCGUGUGGCAAUUGGUUCAGAUUAAGUUUCUGCAAAUCGGUGGAAGCCUCAACCAGGAAGAGCGCACACAUCAGCGCCACCGACCGUCCUCCUCCUCCUCCUCCCUCCUCCACUCCUCCCAGCUCUCCCAGUUCACGGAGCUCUGCCAUCGCACCAGUCCGGCUCCCUCCUCCUCCUCCUCCGCCUCCUCCUCCCUCCUUCCCCGCAGAUUUGUUCGACGGUUCCCGGCUCUGGCAGGAGGAAGCGUGGCGGCCCUGUGGGGAAGCAUGUGAUGACUCACGCCAGGCAGAAAGCUUCCCUCCGGCAGAACCACAGCAGUGCCGAGUGGUGGGACGGCGGCCACCUUUGGCCACAUGGUGGCGCGAUGGGCGGCGCCUGGCCUGAGCGCACGCUACGAUUCGGCAGGACAAAGAAGAUAAGUGAGAUCUUCAAACAGCGGAAAGACAAGAGGAUGAACAACAAGAAGGGACGAGCAGCAGAAAGAUCAGAUCAGAACAGGAAGCUGGACCGGAGGCGGGUCAAGAAACGGGACAGGAAGUUGUAUCCUCUGCGAGGUCGAGUGGCGACUUCAGAUGGAGAAGGACUCAGCUGCCACGUCCUCCUCACCCGACUGGAGGAGAGCAUUCGAGAUAAGGAGAUCUCGAAAGUAAAGGAAGGAAAGGACGCUCGAAGACACUUAACUCUCAAGUCGAAAUCCAAGAAGGGGAAAAGUAGUGAAAGAAAAGCGGCAAAGUCGUCACCAAAAACGAAAUUAAAACCAAGCAGCCCGGGUUACAGCGAGUGUGUCGGGUUGGGACUCCUGCAGCCUCGUAAGCGUAGACUGGCUUCUCUAAAUGCUGAAGCAGUGAACAGUCUGCUGCUGGAUAGAUCCACGGACCCCCAGCCGGCUGCAAAACAGGCCAGGAGACAUGAGGAACCCACAAACGGAGGGUCUUCUCUGGACGCAGAUCCAGUCAGAGGUGGCGUCUCUGCAGGUCUGAAGGCUUCACGAGGAAACGUCAGUAAAGUGUCUCAUGAACUUGAACUGUGCCAAAGCUCUAAGCCAGUGAAGAAGACCAAAGUGAACCGGGGAGAUGAGGGGAUGAGUCGGGAGAGCCUGGACGCUCCAGCACCCAGAAGACUGGCUGGACUCAACGCCGCCGCCCUGCUGAAGCUAACCAGCUCCUCUGCUACCAGUAAACAGAGAGUAAAAGCCGCUCCCAGCGCUACCAUCACAUCAGACUCGACCCCGAAGCAGCUUUCAAGGGUCAAACUCCAACACAAGGGACGUUUACAGAAGCAGAAGGGGAAGGAAGUUCCUCCACCUCACAGUGGCUGCUCUACCUGCAAGAAGAAGGCAGACUUUGAGCCGAAGGUGGAGUGGGAGACCGGCUGCACCCACCGACUCACCAAACCCGGCUACCAGUCCCGCAGCAUGCUAGCGUAUCCACUGAAACAAGUGAAGGAGGAGCAGCUGGAGACUGAACUGAGCUCUUACUACUGCUGCCCCCCGGAGGGUUCGGUGGAGUACUGCCACCGCCUGGCCUUCUUCCUCGGCCAGCAGCCCUACGGAGAGUCGGAUGAUCAGCCGCUCAACUCGGCUAUGACCCCCGUGAAGCGCGAGUGCCUCGUAACCUCGCCAUCGCUGACACACUCCCACCCCCACACCGCCCUCACCCUCAGCCCUCACCCCUGCCUCUGCACCGCCGACCACUGCUUCUCCAGCUACUACGUCCACAUCGCCCACCCGACACACACUGGAACCACUUCGGCCUCGUUGGCCACGCGACCUCUGAACUUUGCCCCAUCCGGUUUGUGCCCUAAUCGAAUGAGCGGCUCCAAGCUGCUGGGCCAGCAGGUUCCCCACCCGUCCGGCUUGGCCCACCCUGCCUACUGCAACUCUGUGACUUCACCCUGCUACGGCGAAGCCUGCGGGAUGGGCGGCUACACCUACAGAGCGAUGCCUCCCGUCACCAGCAGGGGGUGUUCUUUCAGCACAGGAUGCACUGGAUGCACACAAAGCAUCAAAACAGAGGGUUACUCCUCCCCUCAGGGUGAACACAACCCCUCUCUCCUGGUUCCUCCCUCCAUGCCCAUCUCCAGCUGCCCUCUAUCCAGCGUGCCCACAUCCACUCAGACCAAACCCCACCUGCUGACCCCCCUGUCUGGUCGAGACCAGCCCCAGGCCCGGUUAAAACUAGCCAAGGAAUGCCCACAGAGCACCAAAGCCUCCAACGGCUCGCUGUCUAUCGGCCGCACAAGACUCACGGCCAAGCAGCCGUCGCCGGUACCGAGUCUGAGCAGCACCAAACAGAAGAAAGUCAGUCGAAGACGAGCCACCAACGGCUGGAGGCCUGUUGGGAUCUCCACGGAGAGGGAGGUCUUCAUAGCGGGAGAGGAUGAGACGGCCCUGCGGCAAUGUUACGAAGGCGUGGAGAGGGACGGCGAAGUGAUUCGAGUCAGAGACACCGUGCUGCUACGAUCAGGCCCCAGGAAGAAAUCCCUCCCAUAUGUUGCCAAGAUAUCAGCGCUGUGGGAGGACCCCAAAACAGGAGAGCUGAUGAUGAGCCUUUUCUGGUACUACCGACCCGAGCACACCCAGGGAGGCCGAGAUCCCAGCACACACUGUGAGAAUGAGAUUUUCGCCUCUCGGCAUCAGGAUGAAAAUAGUGUGGCCUGCAUAGAAGAUAGAUGCUACGUUCUCCCACUUGCCCAGUACUGUAGAUUUUGUGCCUUGGUGAAGCGGCGUGCUGAGGGCGCCCCCCCUGGCAGUGCCAGCAUGGUGCCCUGCCGCCCUGACUUCGCCCCCCCCUCCCACCGCUGUGUGCCCACAGACGUCGACCCCGAGUUGGUGUAUCUCUGCCGGCACGUCUACGACUUCCGCUACGGUCGCAUCCUGAAGAACCUGCAGUAGAGUUCAGACGGCCGUCGCACCUAUGAGUUAAUGGUCACGUAGCUCCUCCUGCUGCACAGAGGAGGCGGCCGAAGGACCGAACUCCCCUGUCUGGUCUGCUGGGCGCCUCACGAUCCGAGGGAAGGGGGAUGAUGAUCAUGAUGAUGAUGAUGAUUUGUCAAGGGGCAGAUGAAGCAAACAAUGUGACACUAUGAAGCACAGAUCCCUUUAGUUGACCACCGAGGGGUUAGAAUGUGUCUGAGCACCAAUAUUUCCUGGUUUGGAAGAAGGAAAAAUUCACUCAUCAGUUUUUCCACUACUCUGAGGUUACUGGAAGCUCCUGUGCCCCCCGUCCUCGAUCCCUUUUCCUGCCAGGAACACCAGGCCGAGCUGGGCCGCCGUCAGCACCGUGUUCCCCCUGAAGGAUCUUAGCACAACAAUCACGUUUGUUCCAUUUGUAAGCCAGCGGCUCAGGGAUGGUCCGGCACUAAGGUGCUUCCGGGGAACACAAGCCUGCUCUGUCGGCUCGACGUUAGCGGUGUUCAACUAGCCGGGGUGAAGGAGCAGCUAAUGGAGUGUCGUCUCGUUUCUCCCGAUUUCAGUUGUGUGUCUGUGUGUGUGAGAGCGAGUGUUGUCAGUGAGGAUAAAUGGAUAAAUGUGGGCAUUUGUGAUGGUGUUUUAGGAGGCUUUCAGGCAAUCAAACCAAACAAGCAGCUUUGGAGGAAGUGGAACUCUCUCUCUGUCCGUCCCUUCUCCUGACACAAACGUUUUCAUCUCGACCGAUGCUCAAAGUGAAACACUGCACCUGAAGGAGGGUUUGUGAAGCAGAUCUGUGCUCACAAAGAGCAGAUCUUCUUUAACGGCAUGCCAGGACACUAAAAUAAUUGAUUUUAUCAGUUGAAACUCACAUGAAACAGCUGAUUUUGAUCAUCUCAGCCAUAGUUCUGGUUUAAAGAAGCCUCAUCAACAAGAGGCUCUGCUGAGGGUCCGUUGUUUCGGGUGUUUCUUAGUAAAAGCUUUCACCUUUACUGCUCCCUGUGACUUGCCUUAUGACUCGCAGGGGGAGUUUCAGGCAGCUAGUCUCACCACAAACACCCAGGAAGUGGUAGAUCAGAUGAACCUGUCGUUAUAACAAGUCAGAUUUUCCAGAAUGUGAUGAGUAGAGACGUGCAUGAAGAAGCACUGUUUAGGGCUGCAGUCAACCAAAAGAGAGGAAUCUACUGGCUAUCAUUAUUAGCCUAAAUUAACUCUAAAUCAGCCUAAAAGCUAGUAUUUACAGCUUAUUGAAUUAUUUUAUGCUGAGCCCCCCUGUGACCCUAAUGAGGAUUAAACGGUGUAUAGAUGAUGGAUGGAUGGAUGGAUGGAUGAAAUGAUGAGAACAGACUGGGACCACAAAAACUAGGAAUAUUAUUAGUCUAAAUUAAUUUAAAAUAAACAAAACCUAGUAUAUACAGCAUAUUGAAUCAUUUACACCUGGUUGUUUAAACAGUCCAGCGAGCAUCUGCCCUUAUUCAUAUGAUUUUUGAAAAUCAACGGGAUCUGGGCACAAGAACUAGUGAGGAAUAAACCACAGACAAGUUAGCUGCUGUUUUUACAUCAUCUACCAUGUUGUUUGUUGAGUUUUGAUGCAAAAACGGCUGUUUGGAAAGUAUACACUCGACUUUUUGGCCCCAAAAGCAGCCAAACUAACACAUUUUUUGACAUGUGACAGUUAGUUGGGAGCUGAAAUGUUGGCGUUUACUGCAGCAGAGCUUAAUUACUGGGCAGACGACAGUUGUGCAGGCAAACAGAAAAACAAACAUUCAAGAGAAAGGAAAAGGAUUAAUUAAAAUACAGUUAUUUAAUUAGCAACCUUUUACGGAGGUACAAAGGUGCAAAAUUCAGUAAUAAGCAACAUUAUAGAAAAACUAAUUUAAAAAGAAUUCUGGCCUAUUUAACAUGAUGUAUUUUCCAUUAACGUGGCUUUUGUGGUAAUCCCAAAAUUGCACUGUUUGCCUUCACGAUUCAUGAUUUCUGAAAAUAAACAAGUGAUCUGGGCAAAAGCACUAGUGAGGAAUAAACCACAGACAAGUUAGCUGCUGUUUUUACAUGGUCUGCCAUGUUUGUUGAGUUCUCAUGCAAAAACGGCUGUGUGCAAAGUUUACACUCGACUUUUUGGCCCCAAAAGCAGCCAAACUAACACAUUUUUUGACAUGUGUCAGUUAGUUUGGAGCCAAAAUGUUGGAAUAAAUUGGACUUAUCAGUUUCCAUGAGGUUAGGCAGGUUCAAAAUUGUGAAAAUGUUAACAGGUGGUUUGUUCUUCCUGCUGCUAAAAAUAGUGGAUUACUCCUUCAAGGCUGCUGAGCUUUUCUCCUUAUGAAAUGAAAUAAAAUGAAAAUGAAAGAAAUGAUAGAAAGCAGUAGAAAAAACUUCCCUCCGUAUAAGGGAGUCUACUGAAAAGCUUGUCUGGUCCAACUAGAACCAUCCAAAAUGCAGAUUUUCAGUUUACUAUCACGUAUGACAAAGAAAAGCAUCAAAUUUUCACAUUUGCCAAGUGAAAACACAAACGUUGGCAUAUUAAUUCAAAAAACGAUCAAAUUAUUUCAAUAUCUCCAGACUGCAGCUCUACUCUGGUCACCAACAGUGAUGUUUUCAUGACGUCUCUCCAACUCCUCACCUGGUAAAUGUCACUUCUGCCCAUUUUAAUUCUACAUCCAGACCACUUUUUAUUUCUCCCCGUCUCCUCCUCCUCACCCUCCUCACCCUCCUCCCGCCAAGAUGAACCAAAGGAUGUCACACAAGCCAGAAUUCCCGUCUCCUCCUCCUCCUCCUCCUCCUCCUCCUCCUCCUCCUCCUCCUCCUC